Messenger RNA from Funneliformis geosporum, 1557 nucleotides. Lineage: Eukaryota; Fungi; Glomeromycota; Glomeromycetes; Glomerales; Glomeraceae. The record is from the annotation of a GenBank genome assembly.
AUGUCCACCAACGCUACUCUCGGUACUUUUAGUUUGCCCGAAACCCUUAAUGAACCUAUGAGGAAUUAUGAACCGGGUAGUUCGGACCGUGAAAACCUUAUUGCUGCUUUGGAAGAAUUCAAAGCUCAGGCACCCAUUGAAAUUCCCAUACUCGUUAACGGGGAAAAGAUUCAUACUGGUAAAAUUCAAGAACAAAGAAUACCAUCAGAUCAUCAAACGAUUUUAGCUAAAGCUUACGAGGCAGAUUCUUCAAUCGUUAAAAAAGCAAUUGAAGGAGCAUUAGCUAUAAAAUCAACUUGGGAAACAUAUCCAUUUAACGAAAGAUCAACCAUUUUUUUAAAAGCGGCAGAUUUAGCGGCAGGAAAAUAUAGAUAUAAAUUAUUGGCUGCUACAAUGCUUGGACAAGGAAAAAAUACUUGGCAAGCUGAAAUCGAUUCCGCCGCUGAAUUGAUUGAUUUUUGGAGAUUUAAUAAUAAAUAUGCUUAUGAAAUUUAUCAACAACAACCUUCUAAACAUGCUUCUGGCGUUUGGAAUCGUGUUGAAUAUCGUCCUUUAGAAGGGUUCGUUUACGCUAUCACACCCUUUAAUUUUACUGCUAUUGCUGGUAAUUUGCCAAGUGUCCCUGUUUUAAUGGGUAAUGUAGUACUUUGGAAACCUUCUCCAAGUUCUUUACUAUCUAAUUGGGUUAUAAUGGAAAUUUUAAGAGAAGCUGGUUUACCUGAUGGUGUAAUCCAAUUUAUACCUGGUCCUGCUGAAGAAAUUACUGAUGUGAUUUUAAAAUCUCCCGAUUUCGCUUCUUUGCAUUUUACCGGAUCCACUCAUGUUUUUAAAAAUUUGUGGAAAGCCAUUGGAAACAAUAUCGACAUAUAUAAAUCUUAUCCCAGAAUCGUGGGUGAAACCGGUGGCAAAAAUUUUCAUAUGGUACACAAGUCUGCUGAUGUACCGAAUGCUGUAAAUCAGACAAUUCGCGGUGCUUUCGAGUAUCAGGGUCAGAAAUGUUCUGCAUGUUCUCGAGCUUAUAUACCUGAUACCUUAUGGGAUGAAUUUCGACAGCUUUUGCUACAAUACCAUUCCAAAAUUAAUGUCGGUUCUCCAGAAGACUUUUCCAAUUUCAUGGGAGCGGUCAUACAUGAAGCAUCUUUUGAAAAGAUUAAAGGUUACAUUGAUUGGGCAGCUAAAGACGCUGAUAGUGAAAUAAUCGCUGGCGGUACUUAUGAUAAAUCAAAAGGUUAUUUCGUUCAACCAACUAUUAUCGUCACCAAGAAUCCAAAAAGCAGGACAAUGGUUGAAGAAAUUUUCGGACCUGUGCUCACUAUUUACGUGUAUAAAGCUGAUGAAUACGAGAAAGUUCUUGAAUUGGCUAAUGAUACGUCUUCCUACGCUUUAACUGGCGCCGUUUUUGCACAAGAUCGAUCCGCGAUUAUGCUCGCUGACAGCAAAUUACGACAUGCAUCUGGUAACUUCUACAUUAAUGAUAAAUCAACUGGAGCUAUUGUAGGUCAGCAACCUUUCGGUGGCUCACGUUCUUCUGGAACAAAUGAUAAAGGAGGAAUCUGA